AUGAGGAGAAGCUGCUGGCAGGCACGGGCAGCAACGGGCGGCAACGGGCAGCACAAGCACGGGCAGCAACGGGCAGCAACGGGCAGCACAGGCACGGGCAGCAACUGGCAGCAACAGGCAGCACAGGCACGGGCAGCAACGGGCGGCAACGGGCAGCACAGGCACGGGCAGCAACGGGCGGCAACAGGUAGCACAGGCACGGGCGGCAACAGGCAGCACAUGCACGGGCAGCAACAGGCAGCACAGGCACGGGCAGCAACGGGCGGCAACAGGCAGCACAGGCACGGGCAGCAACGGGCGGCAACGGGCAGCACAGACACAGGCAGCAACGGGCAGCACAGGCACGGGCAGCAACAGGCAGCAACGGGCAGCACAGGCACAGGCAGCAACGGGCGGCAACAGGCAGCACAGGCACGGGCAGCAACAGGCAGCACAGGCACGGGCAGCAACGGGCGGCAACAGGCAGCACAGGCACGGGCAGCAACGGGCGGCAACGGGCAGCACAGGCACGGGCAGCAACGGGCGGCAACGGGCAGCACAGGCACGGGCAGCAACGGGCGGCAACGGGCAGCACAGGCUCGGGCAGCAGCAGGCAGCAGCGGGCAGCACAGGCACAUGCAGCAACGGGCGGCAACAGGCAGCACAGGCACGGGCAGCGACAGGCAGCACAGGCACGGGCAGCAACAGGCGGCAACAGGCAGCACAGGUACGGGCAGCAACAGGCAGCAACGGGCAGCACAGGCACGGGAAGCAACAGGCACCAACGGGCCAGCAUAG
Closterium sp. NIES-65 is the source of this 777-nucleotide messenger RNA. The record is from the annotation of a GenBank genome assembly. NCBI's taxonomy places the organism in Eukaryota, Viridiplantae, Streptophyta, Zygnematophyceae, Desmidiales, Closteriaceae.